AUGGAGCACCAACUAAAAAUACAGGAGGAGAUAUGGACCAUAGUCCAGAUCGGACUCAUUUCCCCCAUCGAAGACGGAGUACCCAUCACCUGUGACAAGUGGGAUGCACAAAUGAUAAGAAAUUUCGAGACAAAUGCAAAAGCAACCUGUAUUCUCCUAUGCGGGCUGACAAAUUCAGACCUUGAUCGAGUUGGAAGGUUCAACACUGCUAAGGAGCUUUGGGAGAAACUGCUCAAGCUUCAUGAGACUCCUUCAGAAGUUGAACAAGACUGCGAACUCGAAAACGAAUCUCCAAAGUCAACCUCCGAACCAGACUCAGAAGAAACAGACCAGACCAAUUUCAUAACAUUAAUGGCCAGAGAGGAAAUUGUUGAAUCUGAAUCUGAACUCGAGGUGGCAACAGUCAAGGGGGAGUAUCCUGUCAUGAAUCUGAGAGCUCUCGACAUCCUGUCAGCAACUCUUAGCACAACGUGGCGCUGCUCGACAACUCACGGUGUCCACGACUCAUCUACUCGGCACGUGGCUCGGCUCGCUAGAGUCGACAGUUUGAGAUUAUCUGCUCAAACCUACUUGAUUACUCGUUCUGUUGAUAUGGCGGCAGAAAAUGUUGAGAUGCAACAGGCUCAACAUGUGCCGGCCUCCUCUGCCCCGAUUGGGAAUGUGCCAAUCAAUCACGGGGAAAAGCCAGAAAAAUUCACAGGAGUGAAUUUCAAGCGGUGGCAGCAGAAGAUGUUCUUCUACUUAACCACGCUAGGUCUGGCACGUAUCUUGACCGAAGAAAUUCCCAAGGUUGUUAAGGGUGUAGAUGAGGUAAACACCCUCCUUCUGCUCGACAAAUGGAACGAGUCUGAGUUCCUCUGUCGAAACUACAUCCUUAACAAUCUUGCUGACUCACUCUAUCUUGUGUAUUGUGAGAUAAAAACGGCAAAGGAACUGUGGGAAUCUCUGGACAAGAAAUAUAAAUCGGAGGAUGCUGGGACCAAAAAGUUUAUUGUUGGUCGUUUCCUGGACUAUAAGAUGAGUGACUCGAAGUCUGUAAUCAGUCAAAUCCAGGAGCUUCAAGUACUCUUACAAGAAAUUCACUCAGAAGGUAUGACUCUGAGCGAAACCUUCCAAGUGGCAGCUAUCAUCGAAAAGCUACCAACUGGCUGGAAGGACUUUAAGAAUUAUCUGAAGCACAAGCGGAAGGAAAUGAACCUGGAGGAACUUGUUGUUCGCCUUCGUAUAGAAGAAGCCAACAAGAAUUCGGAGAGAAAACUGUUCUCUCAGGCUACUGCUUCAGAUUGUAAAAGGCCAAAGAAGAAAAAACCUGAGGCCAACCUGGCGGGAGAACAGGAUAUGGAUCUCUGCGCUGUGAUUUCUGAAGUGAACCUAAUAGACAGAGAUGCUGUCUUAGAAAGUUCCAACUUGAUGAAUGCAAUCAGAUUUUCUGACAUAAUCGUCUCAUCGAGUUGCAAAUUGAAGUUCAUUGUUAUUACCAUAUAUAACCAUCUUGAGGUCAUCCCUGCUAUCCUUUCUUUACCUGCAACUGACACACAGAUAAGAUAA
Messenger RNA from Zingiber officinale, 1548 nucleotides. RefSeq lists its product as uncharacterized. The record is from RefSeq and is a predicted model, not a curated record. Bases 1 to 1548 code for a protein of 515 amino acids. Lineage: Eukaryota; Viridiplantae; Streptophyta; Magnoliopsida; Zingiberales; Zingiberaceae. The transcript has 5 exons.